Molecule: messenger RNA, 2861 nt
Organism: Myotis myotis
Lineage: Eukaryota; Metazoa; Chordata; Mammalia; Chiroptera; Vespertilionidae
Gene: PLCXD2
Product: phosphatidylinositol specific phospholipase C X domain containing 2
Exons: 4
Coding region: 560-1570 (336 amino acids)
Biological process (GO): lipid metabolic process
Molecular function (GO): phosphoric diester hydrolase activity
Source: RefSeq, a predicted model, not a curated record
GCGAGUCCGGGCGCCGCGUUACACUUCUGAGCGGCUUCGGGAAGCACAGGGCAGGGGAGUGUGUGCCCAGAGCGGGGGACAGGAGGCCGGCCCAGCUCCUGUGCCAGCCCAGGGACAUACCUAGAAGCCUAGAUCAGGGUGAUGAUGGUGCGUUCUGGCGCUCACGUGUGGGCAGACUCACCGGCGGGUCUAUGUGCUGUGGAGGCACCUGUCUUGUGAGUGGCUCCGGGCGUGGCUGCCCUUCGGACGUUCAGUUCCUGAAGAUUUACCUCUAGGGGCCUACCUUCCCCGAGCUCCGGAGGGGAACCUGAGAAGUUUAACGGAGCCGGGACUGAGCAGAUUACGAGGGGAACAGCGGCUGGGCCGGAGAGGGUGGGACUGCGGGUGCCAGGGGGGGGAAGGAAACCACCUAUUUGCCCCGUCGUCCGGCCCUAGGGCCUUUUGGCAAGACUGGCAUGACCAAAGUGGCCCUGAAAUGUCUAGAAAGCCCAGACAAUGAUGAUCACUGAGUGAGUGGCACUGGACUGAGCCUGGGCGGCUUGUUGACUGACGGAGAGGGAUGCUAGGGAGGAAACUCAGGAUGGGGACCAUCUGUUCCCCCAUCCCCAGCGGGACAAAGACCUCAUCGGACGUCUGCAAUGCCGACUGGAUGGCCUCGCUGCCCCCUCACCUCCACAACGUCCCCCUUUCCAAUCUGGCAAUCCCAGGCUCCCAUGAUUCGUUCAGCUACUGGGUAGAUGAGAAAUCCCCAGUGGGGCCUGACCAAACCCGAGCUGUCAUGCGCCUUGCCAGGAUCUCCUUGGUGAAGAAGCUAAUGAAGAAAUGGUCUGUGACUCAGAACCUGACCUUCCGAGAGCAGCUCGACGCUGGGAUCCGCUACUUUGACCUGCGUGUGUCCUCCAAGCCAGGGGAUACCGACCAGGAGAUCUACUUCAUCCACGGACUUUUUGGCAUCAAGGUCUGGGAUGGGCUGAUGGAGAUUGACUCGUUUCUUACGCAGCACCCCCGAGAGAUUGUCUUCCUGGAUUUCAACCACUUCUACGCCAUGGAUGAGGCCCAUCACAAAUAUCUGGUUCACCGGAUGCAGGAGGCCUUUGGAAACAAGCUGUGCUCUGCCUGCAAUGUGGAGAGUCUGACCCUGCAGAUCCUGUGGGAGAAGAAGUGCCAGGUUCUUAUUUUCUAUCACUGCCCCUUCUACAAGCAAUACCCCUUCUUGUGGCCUGGAAAGAAGAUCCCAGCACCCUGGGCAAAUACCACCAGUGUGCGCAAACUAAUCCUCUUCUUGGAGACCACUCUGAGUGAGCGGGCCCCACGUGGCUCCUUCCAUGUCUCUCAAGCGAUUCUCACCCCCAGAGCAAAGACCAUCGCCCGAGGCCUGGUCGGUGGCCUCAAGAACACACUGGUUCACAGGAACCUUCCUGUCAUCCUGGACUGGGUAAAAACUCAGAAGCCUGGAACCAUGGGUGUCAACAUCAUCACGUCUGACUUUGUGGACCUGGUGGACUUUGCCACGACUGUCAUUGAAUUGAAUGACCUCCUACAGGAGGAUAGAGCUUUGGCUAAAUGCUGAUUCAAUUUUUAUUUAUCUUAAUAUUGAAUCUUUUGAUCCAGGCUAGAGUUCUGAAGGGUUUUCUGUUAGGAUGGCCCCUGGGCAGUGAUGGUGAAGUGAAUAGAAGGAGAAGGAGGAUGUUUUUUCUUUUUCCCCUCCUCACAGGGCCAUUUGGAUAAAAUUGAAGAUCUUUUCAUUGCAUUUUUCCCAGUGAGACUUUUGAAAAACUUAAGUCCAAGGGAAGAAAGCAUGUUUCAUGAGAUCGAGGAGAGGAUCUCCUCAAUGGUUUAUGAUGUUGAAUGUUAUAUGGAAAUGGAGUCUCCAAGAUACAUUGGGGUAUUGUGUGUCCUCCCACUAGGCCUAGUUCCCUUUUGUCUUCCAGGAUGUUGUGUUUGAGUCAGUGAGAAAACUGAACCAGAAAAGCAUUCCUGGUCAAAAGAAUGACUCCUUGUAGGUGUAGACUGCCCUGUGCGGUGGCUCUACUAUCAAGCUUGGGCUUUGAGGGGAGAAAGGGCCAAGCACCAGUUCUCUCUAGACAUGUUGAAUGUCACCACUUCAUCCCUGAGAGAGUAAGACAUUUAUCACCAAAGUAUUUCAGCUACAAGCUGUUCUUGCAUAGCUUAUCCUUGGUAAUUAGUCAACUUCAUUCUUCAGAUAAACAGUGCAGACUGCCGUUGGUGUCAGAAAUGUGUUUCCCACUUUUAAAGCAUUGAUUCCUUUCUCUUUGUUUUGGCCUCUUCUUAAAAGUGAAAGGAACAAGGACCAGAGAUAUUUUCAUUGUGGGGCCCAACAAUAGACAAACAUGCAUGUUUGUUGCACGCCAGAUUUUUUAAAAAGUUUAAUUCUGUAGCUUUUCCCAAAAUGGCUGCCAGGUAAGCACCUCCAUCAUUUGGACAAAAUCGUCUUCAGAGUAGGAUCUUCAAGCCAGAUCUUGGAGUUGCAUUUCUUUGUUGUCUGCCUUGGACUCGGGUCUAUGCCAUGGGACACAAUGCUAAUGGAAGAGAGCUUGUCUGUGACACCGCAGCGGCAGACACAGGAUGCAUGGAAAGUGCAACGGAUUUAAGGAGGACCCGCCAAGUGAGUUUGGAGCCAUUCUGUAACUCCUUGAAAACAAGACUACCUCGGGGGACAUUUAGGAUGACUUGGAUGUCGUUGAGUGAGAAAUACCCAGUGUUGGAACAUUUCCAGUUUGUGUCUUCCUUGUGCUGAGCCUAGUAAUCACCACUGCAUGAGGGCUUUGAAACUCACAAGGGGAUUUUUUUUUUAUUAUUGAUAAGAGGUGCUUAUCCAUAAAAAGCUCUCUUGUGUUUUA